Messenger RNA from Perca flavescens (yellow perch), 1116 nucleotides. It is a transcript of the gene mibp2, whose product is annotated as muscle-specific beta 1 integrin binding protein 2. Lineage: Eukaryota; Metazoa; Chordata; Actinopteri; Perciformes; Percidae. The transcript has 8 exons. The record is from RefSeq and is a predicted model, not a curated record. The coding region runs from base 235 to 852 and encodes 205 amino acids.
UCCUCAGUAUGUAUAGAAGCUGCAGUAGCUAACGGCCCUCUCUCGGUGAUACACCGCGUCCCAGUGACACCUCCGUCUCUGCUCUCACCAUACCCACUUAACUCAAGUGCCAUGGAGGAAUUAAGUAGUUGACGUUUCCUGUUGCAACCUUCUCUUUUUAAGCUUUCUUCCCGUUCGGUUUACUGACGUUUUGAACUCUCGGCGACUUUCUACGACCUUUAACCAUCCUAAACCAUGAAGUACAUCAUCGGCAUCGGCGGUGUAACAAAUGGAGGGAAAACCACCCUCACCAACAGACUGAUCAAGAACCUGCCCAACUGUUGUGUGGUACAUCAGGAUGACUUCUUCAAGCCCCAAGAUCAGAUUGAAGUUGGUGAAGAUGGCUUUAAGCAGUAUGAUGUCCUUACUGCUCUGGACAUGGACGCCAUGAUGAGUACUAUCUAUGCAUGGUUGGACAACCCAGUGAAGUUUGAGAAGUCUCAUGGCGUCAAUAACACCCUGGAUACUGAGAUCGUCCCAAAGUCUGACCAAAAGGAAGAGGAGACUCACAUCCUUAUUGUGGAGGGCUUUCUGCUUUACACCUACGGACCAUUGAUCGACGUGCUGAACCAACGUUACUUUAUUUCCAUCCCAUAUGAAGAAUGCAAAAAGAGGAGGUGCUCUAGGAACUACACGGUGCCAGACCCCCCCGGCCUAUUCGACGGCCACGUCUGGCCCAUGUAUUUGAAACACAAGAACAUCAUGGAGUCAACAGCUGUUGACGUCUUGCAGCUAGAUGGAACCAAGUCAAAGGAACAACUGUUCAACUUUGUCUACGGCGACAUCCUGAAUAAUAUCCAGAAAUCUCUUUAACAAACAAAGGUCAUACGAUCGGCUAAAAGGAGCAUAUACUCAGCCUGCAAGCAGACCACCGCCUUGCCUUAAGUUUCUACCUGGCAGCUCAGUCAGCUGACUGCUACGAUUUUUUUGUAACUGUUUUAACUGAUGGCAUCAAUGCUGGCGUGUUUUUAUAUCUACCAUAUUUAUUGCUUUGUUACAGCCUACACUCAAAAAAGUGUUAAUGGAUAUGUUCAGAGGAUGGUUGCACUUAUGUCAAUAAAUGUUCAUCCUGCCAAC